UAGAAAGCAAAAUGGCGUACUACGGACAGCAACAACAAGGCUACGGGCAACAAGGGCCGCCCAAUCCGGGACAGCAGGACCAAAACUUUCUGUGGACUGUUUUUCAAAGAGUUGAUAAGGACAGGAGUGGGCAGAUUUCAGCACAUGAGCUUGGUCAGGCUCUGAGUAAUGGAACAUGGACUCCAUUUAAUCCAGAAACAGUGAGAUUGAUGAUAGGAAUGUUUGACCGUGACAAUUCGGGCUCCAUCAACUUCCAGGAGUUUUCCGCGCUGUGGAAGUAUGUGACAGACUGGCAGAACUGUUUCCGUAGUUACGACCGCGACAACUCUGGAUCCAUCGACAGAAAUGAGCUUAAAACAGCAUUAACUAGUUUUGGUUACAGAUUAUCAGACCGGUUUUAUGAGGUUCUAGUUCGGAAAUUUGACCGACAAGGGCGCGGGACGGUAGCCUUUGAUGAUUUUAUACAGUGUUGUUUGGUAUUGCAGACGCUGACCGGUGCAUUCAGAAAUCAUGACACGGAUCAGGACGGAUGGGUUACCAUCUCCUACGAACAGUUUAUGACCCUUGUUUUCAGCUUGAAAAGCUAAAACUGAGAACAGAAAAGUGUCUAUUCCUUUUUACUCUUCAGAGCCCAUAUUCUUUAAUGUCUUGAGGCAGAGGUAUUAGUUUUAAUUGUUAAAUGACUACAAGAGGAAUAGUUUUUGUGAAAAUUGCUAUAUAAGUUACUACAGACAGCGUAAAAUUAUUGACUAUUUGUUUAGGAGAAAGAUUAAUAACAAAUGAAUGUUUUUUUGCAACAUCAAAAGUUUGCAUUUCUGACACGAGAGUCUAAACUCUUUCUCAAAGCAUUACCUUUUAUAUGGGACCAGAGUGCUUGAUCAACACAUAACCUGAAAUCAAAACAAUUAGAAGUGCUAGGUUUUCCCUUUUGUUGCCAAAGUCUGCAUCUGAAUUUAUUUGUUCUGCUGAACACAGUAUUUAACACAAAACAAGUAGUUAUGGCACUAAAUGUUUAACUUAGUGAGGAUAUAUUUUAUCAUGAUUUAAUGAAACAAAACUCUACAGCAUGAUGAAGUGAAAGUGUGAAUUCAAUGGUUAGUAUUCAUCCAUAUUUGUAAAUAAUAAUGUUUUGUCAUGAUUUAACAAAAUAAUAUCUACAGAAUGUGACCUUAAUGAUUAGUUUCAUCGAUAUUCGUAAAUGAAAUAGUUUUGUCGUGAUUUAACAAAAUAAUAUCUACAGAAUGUGAACUCAAUGGUUAGUCUUUUCGAUAUGUCUUCUUUUCCUGAUUGUAGAGUCAUGUAUUAAUAAUGAUUUUAAUUAUUAUUCGUUGUUAUGAAAGUUAUGUGUUAUUGUAACGUUGUAAUCUUGAAAUUUAACAAUGAAACCAUACAUGUAAAUGCUUUUCCUCGUACUUCUGAUGUUUGUGUAGUUUCUUCUCCUUUUCCCAGUCCUUCAUAAUUACAUGUAAUGUUGAGUUAUCUGUUGAUUUGCAUUCUCAAGGCAGGAUAUUUACCAAGAUACAAGAUACAAGAAUCUUUAUUUAAAGUCGAGUAUGUGUUAACAAGAAACUUUAGCUCAAUGAGCUAUUUUCCGACAUAAAUGACCAAGAUACAAGAAUCUUUACUUUCAUACAUUUGUUUGAUGCAUUUUAUCUUCGUUAUAUAUUAAUUUAUCUUCGUUAUAUAGUUCUAGAUACAAUCCCUACAUUUCCAAACCUGUUUUCAAAUUUUACCAGUUUUCUAACAUUUUUACGUGAAAGACAGUGAAUCAAAAUUGGAUUUAAGAAAUGAGCUAUUUGAAAAUAAUGGAUAACUGACAUAUUGUAAGAAGCUUGCAUCACAUGUGGUUUCAUUCCUGCUCUUUUUUAAACAUUUGUUUAUGUUUUGAUGUUUACCUGCAUGCAUUGUCAUUGGUUAUGUUUUGCGCUUUGUUAAUGAGUACAUAUGUACAGUCUAAGCCGUAGAUGAGAACAUUUGUGUUUCCAUUCCUACCAUAUGCCAACAUUAUUUACGCAGAGAACGGUCUUGCUGUGGUCAUUCUAUUAUCUUCAUUUGUAUGAUUAUUUAUAGCAAUAAAGUUCUUAUAUUUA
Molecule: messenger RNA, 2090 nt
Organism: Mya arenaria
Lineage: Eukaryota; Metazoa; Mollusca; Bivalvia; Myida; Myidae
Product: programmed cell death protein 6-like
Exons: 6
Coding region: 12-587 (191 amino acids)
Molecular function (GO): calcium ion binding
Source: RefSeq, a predicted model, not a curated record